This is a messenger RNA of Acanthochromis polyacanthus (spiny chromis), 1926 nucleotides long. RefSeq lists its product as uncharacterized. Gene Ontology annotation, molecular function: protein binding. NCBI's taxonomy places the organism in Eukaryota, Metazoa, Chordata, Actinopteri, Pomacentridae. The transcript has 11 exons. The record is from RefSeq and is a predicted model, not a curated record. The coding region runs from base 606 to 1604 and encodes 332 amino acids.
AGACAUUAAAACUCCUCCUCUGGGUCUCACGAUCCCGCAGCAAAACUAACCGGCGGUGCUUUCAAGUGCACAUCCCGCUGCCUCUUCCCAAGCUGCUGGUCAUCUUUGGUCUGGGGGAGUGGAAAUGCAGCCAGACAAGGAUCUCUGCAGAGGUUGUGGUCAGUGCAGAAGCUCAGAAAAUUGGAACUCUGUCCUCUCAAGUAAGGUGUCUGACCUGGGAGGGUGACUGGAGCUCUGAAAUUGCCACAGUGGCUGCAGAAAGAGGCAGGAGAGGAGUUUAUGGCAAGAUACUGCUCACAGUGUGUGGAGAGGAUAACACCAGUGUCUACAGCAGCACCCCUCUGCUUCAAAGGAAAUGUCUGUUUCCAGAGAAUCACAAUGAGACUGGCCAGUCCAGCACACUGCAGCAAAGCGAUCACAAUGAAACGAUAACUUCCCAGUCAUCGCAGCUGGCCGAUAGCGUUUGCUAUGCCGAGAUCCAAGUGAAUAAAAUCGACACCAGUGGCUCCACUGCAGGAAAGAAACCUCCACUCUGGCCCACGGAUAAGACCCCCAGACGUACCGUCAUUAGUAAGAGAGGCCGCCUGACGUGGAGCUCUGAGGACAUGGACAGUCUCACGGAGGACACAAACCAGGCUUCGACGCCCAAGAAAAGGAGGAUGUCCAGGAUGAACAACCAAGAAGAAAUGACUGUGCAGAUAAAGAACGAGAACAGAGAAGACAGUGACUUCUGGUUCCCGAUGAACUCCUGUGCCUCUGGUCCUCUCCCACCGUGUGCCCGAGGACACUCUGCCACCUACGACCCAGACUCUAAGGCGGUCUUUGUGUACGGAGGCCUGAGGGAGGGUCAGCGCUACAGCGAGCUGUACAUCCUGAACACUCUGACCUGGAAGUGGAAGCUUGUCACUGCAAAAGGGAAUGUUCCAAAUCUGGCAUAUCACUCUGCGGCUUUUUAUAAGACAGAGCUUUUUGUCUUUGGCGGUGUUCAGCCGAGUCACUCCUCUGGGGAUAAACCCUGCAGUAAUGCUCUGUAUAUCUUCAACCCGGAGUUUGAACUCUGGUACCAGCCCAUUGUGGAGGGGGACAAGCCUCUGCCUCGGUUUGGGCACUCAGCCACACUCCUCUCUCAGAAGUUGGUCAUAUUUGGUGGACGGAAGACUGCGGCCUACCUGAAUGAUCUCCACGUUUUAGAUCUGGGAUUCAUGGAGUACGCAGCUGUGAUGUGUGCGAACAUGCCACCACUGCCUCGAGGGUUUCAUGCAGCCCUUCCAGUUUCAGACAACAGGAUUUUAAUCAGUGGAGGCUGCAGUGCAAUCGGAGCUCUGCAGGAUCUUCAUAUCUUUAACACUGAUACCAACAUGUGGAGCUCAGUGGCAUCUCCACUGCUUUGCUCGAAGCCUCGUGCUGGACACAGCAUGUUAAAUUUGGGCUGCACCGUCCCAGCAGACACUGAGAAGCAGGAACGGAGUGAAAAUGUCAGUAUUCAGUGCACAUUGCUGGUGUUUGGUGGGUCGGACUGCUCCGGUGCAUUCUACAACGACACAGUCAAGUGCACAGUGGAGAUUCCUGGUGACAAGCGAUCCCAUUUAAACAACUGCAGAUGAUGUGAUCUGAUGGGACGGAAGAGUGCAUUUCUCUGAAGGAGUGUUUGUUUUUCUGAUGUUUUAUUGUGAUUUUUCUGUCCUUACUGCGAUUACUUUAUUGCAUGAGUCUUAAACAAUCAUUCAUACUUUCACCACACAUGCAACAUUGUGCAAACACUGAGCUCAGUGGUUUGGUGCUUUGCAUAGCAAAUCUCAGCUUGUUUUUACACAUGACUAUGUCACGUUGCCCAAAUGUCAGCAUGAAUUUGAGGGUCAAGUGCUGCACUCAGUAUUAAACAUGAUAUUUCAUUAACAAAAUGCUAAUAAAUAUUUUUAAUUCAAA